CAUUGAUUAAUUUUACGCGCAUGCGCAGAUGGUUGUACUUGGAAAUUCUUCCAGCCCUUUUGUGCCAUUUUAAGCUUGAUUUCUUGUAUUGUUUUGGGGUUUUUUUCCCAAAAAGAGGCUCAUGCUAUGAGCAUCCAGCCUCUGAUCAUUCCUCCCUCCUGCAAUCUCAAAUAGUUCAAUUUUCCCCCUUAUUUCCCCCCUUUUUCCCCUCUUGAGUUUGCCCUAUAGCCUUCUUGGAAGCAGAUCUCCAUAGUGGCUGCCAGAAAAGCAUGGAUGCCACCCAGAAAGAAGCUGCCAUCUUGUGUGUCGUGCAGUCGGGUACCCUGAUGAUGGAGUACCUCCGUGCCAGCGGGGAGGCGUCGUCGGCAGCGGCAUCCCGACGUCGGUGGGCGUUUCUGCAAUCUCUAGGGCAGCGAGGCUGCGAGGAAGAGGAGGAGGAAGAAUCAGAUGAAGAAGAAGAGGAGGAGGAGGAAGAAGAAGAAGAGGUCUUGCUCACGCGGCAGACAUCCAGCGCUGGAUUUCGACGCGGUGGACGCCUCCGUUCAGUGGAGAGACGUUUCUGGGCCCGACCCCGGAGCACUGAGUGGUGGGACCGAACGGUUCUGGAGACCUGGGAUGACGCACAUUGGCUGCAAAAUUUCCGAAUGCGCAAGUCGACCUUCUUGGAACUCUGUACUCGGCUCGCCCCAGCCCUGCAGCGCCAGAAGACGCGGAUGCGGAUCCCUUUAAGUGUGGAGAAGCGGGUGGCGAUCGCACUCUGGAAGCUGGCCACCUCCGUCUGCUACCGGGACGUGGGCAACCAGUUUGGGGUGGGCAGGUCCACCGCUGGUUCGGUGGUGCUGGAGGUUUGCCGGGCCAUUCAGAGGGUGUUGAUGCGGGCCACUGUGACAGUGGGCAACAACCUGGCAGAGAUCAUUCAGGGCUUCAAGGAGAUGGGUUUCCCCAACUGUGCUGGCGUAGUGGGCACCACUCACAUGCCCAUUUUGUGUCCUCCUCACCAAGCGGCGGAAUACGUCAACACCAAAGGCUAUUACUCCAUGGCUUUGCAGGCGCUGGUGGACCACCAGGGGAAGUUCACCCACCUCAGUGCCGGCUGGCCAGGGAAAACCCAUGAAGCCAAGAUCUUCAACAAGUCUACAUUGUUCACCAAAGGUCAAGAAGGCACCCUCUUCACCCCAGGAACGAUUGAUAUCAACGGAGUAUCUGUGCCCAGAGUCAUCCUUGGAGGACCAGCCUACCCUCUUCUCCCUUGGUUGAUGGUCCCUUAUAUAGAAGAUCUGGAUGAUGCCAAGGAGGUCUUCAACACCACCCUGAGCCGGUGCCAGGAGCCCCUGGAGGAGGCCUUCAGCCGUCUGAAGGGACGGUGGCGAUGCCUGACGGGCCGCAAUGACUGUGCGGUGGAGAACCUUCCUCGCCUCAUCUCAGCCUGCUGCGUCUUACACAACAUCUGUGAGGAGAAAGGGGAGGCCUACGAGGAGACGUGGGAGGCUGAGGCCAAACAGCUGGCGGCCACCUUUGAACAACCCCUCCAGCGGCCUGACAUACGCAUUAAGCCGGCCGCUAGGUCCGAAAGGGUCAGGGAAGUUCUUUGUGCCUACAUCGCAAGCAUGGCGUGAAAAGAAAAUGGGAGAUCCUGGUGGAGGUAGAACUCAUCCUCUGUCAGAUGGAGGGGGGACAUUGUGUUGGCUACUUCAGCCUUCAGUCCUGAGGCCUCCUAAGGGCUUCUGACUUCAUAUUUGCUCCCUUGGGGCUCAGACAGAUGGACGUACCUCUGAGUAGAGCUGUAGGAAGUUGCACCGUGAGAGUCAGAGUGCAGUCACACUGUAGAAAUAAUGCAAUGUGAGACCACUUUGACUACCAUGGCUCCAUCCUACAGCAUCUGAGGA
Messenger RNA from Sceloporus undulatus (fence lizard), 1886 nucleotides. Its product is annotated as protein ANTAGONIST OF LIKE HETEROCHROMATIN PROTEIN 1-like. Bases 270 to 1616 code for a protein of 448 amino acids. Lineage: Eukaryota; Metazoa; Chordata; Lepidosauria; Squamata; Phrynosomatidae. The transcript has 2 exons. The record is from RefSeq and is a predicted model, not a curated record.